AUGUUUAUCACUAGAAGGGCCUUCUCAACAUGUCGCACCUUGAUGCAUGAGAAUCCAUUGGGAUUGCCUCGACAUAAACCAGCACCUACCAUACCACGAGCACAGCGAGGGUUGCCCAAAAAGAUGCCAAUUGCUGGCGUAAAGAAUGUCGUAGUUGUAGCAUCUGGAAAGGGUGGUGUUGGCAAAUCCACAACAGCAGUCAAUAUUGCUUUGGCAGCUGCUGGUAUGAAGCAAAGAGUAGGCAUCUUGGAUGCAGACAUUUUUGGACCCUCUGUGCCUAAAUUGAUGAACCUGAAAGGAGAGCCUGAACUGACCGAGACAGGUGAUCGACUCAUCCCGCUCACAAACUACGGUGUCAAAUGCAUGUCAAUGGGUUUUUUAGUGGAUCAAGAUGCACCAGUCGUAUGGAGAGGAUUAAUGGUAAUGAAGGCGCUUCAACAAUUAUUACAUCAAGUGGAUUGGGGACAGCUGGAUUUACUGGUGAUUGACAUGCCUCCAGGAACAGGUGAUGUCCAGCUCACCAUCAGUCAGCAAAUCGUAGUGGAUGGUGCUGUCAUUAUCUCCACGCCUCAGGAUAUUGCACUCAUAGACGCAGUGAAGGGCGUCAACAUGUUUAAAAAGGUCAAUGUCCCGAUCCUGGGCAUGGUACAAAAUAUGUCACUUUUCAUCUGCCCCAAUUGUAAUCAUGAAUCCCAUAUCUUUGGCCAUGAUGGUGCUGCUCGUAUGGCCGAGGAUUUUAAUGUUCCUUUGUUGGGCCAAGUGCCACUCCAUGCUGAUAUCUGCACACUGUCAGAUUCAGGCAGACCCAUCGUCAUUUCCCAGCCUGAUAGUCCCUUCUCUAACCAUUACCGUUCCAUCACUCAAAACAUGCUGAACCGCUUAAAAGAAAUCAAAUAA
This is a messenger RNA of Mucor velutinosus, 897 nucleotides long. RefSeq lists its product as uncharacterized. Gene Ontology annotation, cellular component: mitochondrion. Gene Ontology annotation, biological process: iron-sulfur cluster assembly; mitochondrial respiratory chain complex I assembly. The record is from RefSeq and is a predicted model, not a curated record. The coding region runs from base 1 to 897 and encodes 298 amino acids. Lineage: Eukaryota; Fungi; Mucoromycota; Mucoromycetes; Mucorales; Mucoraceae. Gene Ontology annotation, molecular function: ATP binding; 4 iron, 4 sulfur cluster binding; ATP-dependent FeS chaperone activity. The transcript is spliced from 6 exons.